This is a messenger RNA of Parnassius apollo (apollo), 477 nucleotides long. Lineage: Eukaryota; Metazoa; Arthropoda; Insecta; Lepidoptera; Papilionidae. The record is from the annotation of a GenBank genome assembly.
AUGUCUUAUGAAGGAAAUGAACGUCGGCUACAAGAACUAUUAGAAAACUGCUCAAGUGCUAGCUCCUGUGACUCCGAGAGCGAAGAAGAAAUUGAUAACGUUUCUCAGAGAAGUGAAGAAAGUGAUUCCGAACAAGAGGGUAUUUUGGAUAAUUUGGAAGAGCCGGAAUCUGUGCCGGCGUCUAAUAGUCAGUCGGCUGAGGUACGUGGAACUUCUUAUACAUCCAAAGAUGGCACAAAAUGGUCAAAAGAUUGUCCUAGACAAAGCGUUCGAGUUCGAUCUGAGAAUAUAAUUACUAAUGCAACAGGCGUCAAAGGUACUGCAAAACUUGCUAAAACUGAGAUUGAAACUUGGAGUCGCUUUAUAACAGACAGUAUGUUGAAUACCGUACUAACAUGCACAAAUAUUCAAAUAAAGGAUAAAAGGGAACAACAUCCAAAAAAUAGAGAAGAAGAAGAAAUGAGCAGUAUCACAUGA